Molecule: messenger RNA, 847 nt
Organism: Rotaria socialis
Lineage: Eukaryota; Metazoa; Rotifera; Eurotatoria; Philodinida; Philodinidae
Source: the annotation of a GenBank genome assembly
AUGAUCUAUCAUCAUUUACCAGAAGAUCCAAAAUGGCAAUUGCUAAAAAGUCCCAUCAAAAUGGAAGAGUAUUUACAAAUGCCGAAACUUCGUCCACUUUAUUUUGAUUUAAAACUUGAAUUAGUGAAUCCACGUAAUAAAAAUGUUAUCUCACUGCUACCUGGUAAAUCAUAUGCUAUGGCUCUACUAAGAGCAAGUCGAAAUGUUCAGCUGAUAGCAGAUUUAGAAUUUAACAAUGAAAAAAUCGAUGGUGGUAAUCAUAUCAUGUUUGAUGUGCCCAAACAGCUCUACCGUUGCUAUUUUGCACCUAAAAAAGUUGGCCAACAUAAGAUAAAUAUUUAUGGAAAAGAAGAUGCUUCAGAUAAAAUCACAUACGGAGGUGUAUUGGAACUGACGUUAGAUGUGAAACAAUUAUCAAAAACUGCUGUUAGUUUUCCAAAAACAUGGGAUUAUUUUUCCAACUUGCAUCUACAAGUUAUAUCUCCCCAGAAUACGCAUGUAAUUACACUAAGUAAUGGAAUUAGUAAUACACAGAUUCUUAUUAGGACGCCUGAAGAUGUUGAACUUAUGGGCCGUUUAGAGAAUGAAGCAAAACAACAAAUCACAGGUGGGCAUCAGAUCUAUUACGAUCGGCGAAAAAGAAUCUGGCGAUGUGAUUUUGCACCUGAUCGAGAUGGAUUUUUCGAAGCAACUAUAUUUGCAAAAAAGACCUCUAAUGCUGCCAGUUACAAUGCAGCUGUUGCAUUCAAAAUUGAAGCUACACAGAUUCCAUUGCCACCGAUAUCAUAUCCUUACACAUGGCAACAUUUCUAUGAUUUUGGACUCAAAAUAAAAGCGCCAGCUCAUC